This is a messenger RNA of Daldinia childiae, 333 nucleotides long. RefSeq lists its product as uncharacterized. Bases 1 to 333 code for a protein of 110 amino acids. The record is from RefSeq and is a predicted model, not a curated record. Lineage: Eukaryota; Fungi; Ascomycota; Sordariomycetes; Xylariales; Hypoxylaceae. The transcript has a single exon.
AUGUGCUAUUUCGAACAGACACGUUGGAUGUGUGGGUAUUGGCGAUGGGGCCACUUCCGUCAACAAUGUACGAAGGAGUAUCGAACCGGGGAGACCUGCGGGUUGAAGUUGGUAUACUGUACCAACCAAGAGCAAGAUAACUGCAAACUCUGCAAAGACAUCGAGAAGAAGCAACGGAAGUUCACCAAGCUCCAAAACGACAUCUACCGGUGGCAGAGGGAAGGAAACCGGACGGCAACGAUCGAGAAAGCCCAAAGGGAUAUGGGAGAGGUCGACGAGGCAAUCCAAAACAUGCUUCAACAACAUCAUAAUAGGCAGUACUCGGUGGUGUAG